AUGUCGCAGGGCUACGUGCGCGACGCGGACAAGCUUGUCAAUGGUUGUGUGAUGGUGGCUGCUGCGGCUGCUGCUGCUCUGGCGCCGCAUCCUGGGACACCGACGGCGGGUGGCGUGGCCGACCUGUCGACGACGUAUGUGGAAGCCCGGGCUGCAGCCCGCAAGGCGCUGGGCUCGGCAGCAGAGGUGCGGAGCCUCUCGAAUGUAGUCUUCAAUGUCUGUGUCCGUGAGCACGGUGCGCAGCUAGUGUGCGUCCUCGUCGACGUUGUCACCGCUAUGCUCACCCGGUUCGUGGGAAACUCGCCAGGCGCACCUGCGCUGAUGGCCUCUGACGCCGAGGCGGCGCUGGGCGUGUAUGCGGCGCUUGCCGGUGCUGUCGAUGCCAUCGAUGAAAACAUCCUCAUGCAUCUUCACGAUUAUAUCGCGUCCGAGGCCGGCUCGGCCGUCUCGGUCAACUCACCGCUCGAGCUCGACUCGUUCCUCAACGACGAUGGGACCCGCAAGCCGCAUCCCUCCAUCUCGCCCGAUGCCGACGGUUCGGAGGACGACGUCUUUGCCGCCGUCGGCUCUGUCCCGCGCCUGGUCAACAUCAUGCCGCUCCCUAAUUGGGUUGCUCAGCUCUUUGUCUCGGUCGCCCUCCCGGGCAUCGACCCGACCGGCCUGCGCGCCGCCGUCGACCGCGCCUCGGCUGACGCCGCUCUGCCGGCCGCCGCCAAGCUCGCUCUCGAUCUCCUCAUCUCGUUUGUCUAG
Thecamonas trahens ATCC 50062 is the source of this 750-nucleotide messenger RNA. RefSeq lists its product as uncharacterized. The transcript has a single exon. Lineage: Eukaryota; Apusomonadida; Apusomonadidae. The coding region runs from base 1 to 750 and encodes 249 amino acids. The record is from RefSeq and is a predicted model, not a curated record.